CUUAAGAAUUAAUCAGCAAAGGCUUGCCCCUGCCGAUGCUGGUUCAUGACUGGCAGAAAAAAAAGAAAAGAAAAAAAAGCCACUAAACGCGUCUCAACGCGGGGUUGUAGACAAGAGUCGGAUUAAGAUAAGGAUACGUAUCGCCUAGGUACCUCCAAUCUAAUUCACAUGCACUAUAAACCUGAUAUGCCUAAGUGUAAGUUAAACUUUUAUCUACUCAGAUUCAACUUUGUUAACUUACAUUUUAUAUUAAAUAAUCCUGCUUUGAAGCUUUUGUAUUUUGAGGGUUUGUCUAAGCUGAAUACCUAUAUUACUUCGUUCCUAUUAAGUGCUUGCAGGAUUUUCGUCAUACCCAAUCCCUGUUCAUAACGCGCAUUGCUUAACUCUCUAUGUAGUACGUAUCUAUGUAUUUCAUUCCAAUAAGAGCAUUAGGCAGGUUCAGACUCAUCGAAAACUGCCUUAUUCAUUGUAAAAAUCUCAUCAUAUUCAGGGAAGUUCAAUU
Daldinia caldariorum is the source of this 502-nucleotide messenger RNA. RefSeq lists its product as uncharacterized. The record is from RefSeq and is a predicted model, not a curated record. Lineage: Eukaryota; Fungi; Ascomycota; Sordariomycetes; Xylariales; Hypoxylaceae. Bases 169 to 369 code for a protein of 66 amino acids. The transcript is spliced from 2 exons.